Messenger RNA from Ceraceosorus bombacis, 307 nucleotides. The record is from the annotation of a GenBank genome assembly. NCBI's taxonomy places the organism in Eukaryota, Fungi, Basidiomycota, Exobasidiomycetes, Ceraceosorales, Ceraceosoraceae.
AUGCCCAGAGGUCCGACUGCUCCCGGCGAGCAGGCUCUAAUGCAACGCGGAGGUCGUUUUCGAAGUCAGACACGGCGACUGGCUCCCGCAAACUGUCGACCUUCCAGAAUCGUGUUGCUGCUCCGUCAGGCUGCGGCAGCGAGGGAUCUUAGCCACGGAGGCCUCUCUACCGAUCUACUCGCCCAAUGCGCCGAAUCGCGUUCGUCGACCGAUCUCGUUGCUGCAUAGCCCAUCCUACCGCUUGGGCUUUUUCGAUGCGCAAGAGCUUCGCGGCAACAUUGUACAGUCUAUCCCAUGGACUGACUAA